Molecule: messenger RNA, 1019 nt
Organism: Lucilia cuprina (Australian sheep blowfly)
Lineage: Eukaryota; Metazoa; Arthropoda; Insecta; Diptera; Calliphoridae
Product: odorant receptor 45a-like
Exons: 3
Coding region: 201-944 (247 amino acids)
Biological process (GO): detection of chemical stimulus involved in sensory perception of smell; sensory perception of smell
Cellular component (GO): plasma membrane
Molecular function (GO): olfactory receptor activity; odorant binding
Source: RefSeq, a predicted model, not a curated record
ACCCUUUCAAAAUUCUGGAAAUUUAAUUUCUCUCCAUUGCAGUUAACGGAGAAGAAUUUCGCAUAUUUAAUAAAAUAUGCUCUAGAACAGCUACGAUUAGUAAAUGGUAUUAUUUAUCGGUGGGAGCGGCUGGCUACAUCAGUUUAUUAAGUCCACUAGUAACAAAAAUUUUAAGAACUUUGCAUGGAGUCGGAGGAAAUAUGGAGUUACCACAUCAAGUCAGUUACUUCUGGAACAUCUCUACACCCUUGGGCUAUAGUGUGGCUUUUGUCUGGAAUUAUAUAAUGAUAAAUUUUCUAUUCAAUGCUUCAGUGGCCAUUGAUACACUAUUCUUAUGGUUAGCAUCGAAUAUAAUUGUUCGUUUUUGCAUCCUAAAGGAACGUUUUAAAAGAGCGGCCCAACAAGAUCUACCAACUAUAAUGCGUGUUCAUAUUAUAGAGAAUAUUAAGUUUCAUUCUUCGAUAUUGGACAUGGCUCAAGAGUUCGAUUUGAUAUUUGGUGAAAUUAUUUUUCUCAAGUCUAUAGUUAGUUGUACACAAAUUUGCUUUUUAGUUUUUCGUUUUAUGGGAAAAUAUAAUUCCUGGAUUAUGGUUUCAUACAAUUUGUUAUUUUUGAUAGCAGUAGCCAUGCAAUUAUUUUUAUACUGCUACAGUGGCCAGUUGAUAAAAGAAGAGAGCCUUAAUGUUUCCACUAAUGUUUACGAAUCUUUUGCUUGGUGUAAGAUACCAUUGGAAUGCCAGAAAAUGCUACAAAUGAUAAUGUUGCGUUCCCAGAGAUGUGCUAAUAUACAGGGAUUAUUUUUCAAUCUGAACUUGAGCUUAUAUUUAUGGGUGAGUAUUAUCUGGAAAUACCAUACAGUUCCACUUUCAUUUAUUUUCUUAUUAAAGUUUUUCAAAACCGCCGGAUCCUUGAUAGCUGUGCUUCAGACCAUAGAAGGCGUUUGAGGAGAGCACUCCAUGCACCAAAUGUUACCAUCUAUUAGUGUUUUUCAUGAUUAGUGAAUAAAUUAUCGAAUCAUA